AUGCAGAGAAUCGAGCUGAACGCUCCCACGUCCAAGGACAUCUGGAAGGACAUUCUCGAGCAGCUACGCGAGGACAAAGAAGAGGGCGAUGACCACCUUUGGAACAUACGACAUUCCCUCAUGCGCAGCAAACCGAACGCCGUGGUGUUGCCGAGUCCAGGCUGGAAGAAACUCAAGCCUGCUGUCGGCAACGUCUUCGACAUCGAAAAGCCACCCAAAUUGCCAUAUACUUGUCAGUGUAAGGUCUGCUGUGGUCAGUACUUUCCGGCUACCAUCUACGUCACCGACCAGGAGGCGCACCAACUCGUCUUAUCUCUCGUCGUUGACGCUCGCCAAGAUAUGGAGUUCCUUCGCCAGAUCCUCACCGACCAUGCCGACUUCAUCGUUACACGCUGGAAGAAGAAGUCGCGUGAGAAGCGUUCUGUCUUCUUAUCAGAGAAUGUCGACAUUUUCGACAAGAAGUUCGCUGCCAUCCAUCUGCUUCACAUGCGCAGCAGUCCCGAAAAUUGCGACUUCAAUUCCGAAUUGAUGCGGUCAUUGCAAGGUAUCGAUGACCCAAAGUCAAAGGAAUGGCUUUCUCAAGCUCUUCACGGUAGCAGACUCGCCAAGAUGAUCUCGACCUACCAAGACACCUGGCUUCUGCCCUAUCUCGACUCUGACAUGCUCAGCGAAGACCCAUCGCUCUUACUCGCUCUACUGCACCACCGCACUACUCAUGGACCCGAGGACUGGAUCUUGUUCGAUGACAUGAAUGCUGAUCUGGCUGAGCGUUUCGGUAUCGUCACACAAACUUUCAACGCUCAUUGUGUCGUUGUUCAAGGACCUGAUUUUGGCAAAUUGGUCAAAUGGAACGCCGAGCAAGCACAUCGCUACCAGAUCAUCGGUUUCACCAAAGCCUACAACAUUCUCCAGGCUCAGCAGAGGAUGAUGGCCUUCCUGCGCAAGUGUGUUGCAGGUCUCCUUGACGAGGCCAACGAGCCUCCCGUACAGCAUAUCCACCCAAAAUGGGAUCAGCAUGUCAGCAACGGCUUCUCUCGCAUCGAUGCUAACUUCGCAUGGUCUACCGAGUCGGCUAGACCUUUCUGCAGCCCGCCAAAAUUCGAUCCAGUCGAGAUUCAUGAGCUCGCCAAGUCGCGCCACCGUGUUCUCAAAGAUCACAUUGAACUACUUCAGACCGAUCCUGCCUACGUCCAGCAUCAUGCACGAGCAUACAGAAACAGUCUUUUUCUAGUGACAUUCAAGCAUGGCGACAAAUGGCCUCACAUUGUCGACCAGGUCUUUCUCAACCCUUUGAUCAGAGAAUGUUACUGGCGUCAAAUGCUGUACGAAUGUGAUAAGAUGGAGCGUGCCUGGUUGGCAUCUGUCGAAACUCCAUCUGAAGCUACUCGAGCAUUCUACAACGAUGUAAGUUACCUUGACGUAGUUGGUAGAGGUCAUGAAACGUUGCUAACCAUUUCUACCUAUAGNACAAUCCUAUAUGUUCAAGACCUCUGUGUGGAGAUGCUUGCUGUCUUCAUCAAUCUCUCAAGUCUGGUAUAUCAGCGCGGCUUCGAGCGCAAUUUCGAAUUCACUGGCAGCGGUCGUAACCAUCACCUCAACAGAAGAUUCAGCACCAAAGAUUGGUUCCCACAAGACAUUCUGUACUGGAGUAUCAGUUGUAUGGGUCAUGAUGAAUAUCGCCCUUUCACAAUGGACCCCUCUCUGAACUUCAGGAUAAUCGACUACAUUUGUCGUACAGAUCCCAAGGAGGCUUCGCGUAUGGAUCAGAACCUUGUCGACGAGCUUUCCGAUAUGGCUGCUCUCAACACAAUCAGCACAACCAUUCAGUGUCAUCAAUCGUUCAACAGGAAGUACAUGUGCAAGAUGUCUGAUAAGGACACUGAAAGCCGAGGAAACUGGAUCAAGAAGAGUAACAGUGCCAAAGGUCCGGCUAUAGGAGAUGCUACUGCGAAAUAUCUGGAUGACUUUUGCACAAAGCACUCUUGGCCUAAAGGAAUGAAGAACGAGCAAUGGUUGAAGCAAGCAACUGCAUCUCGUGCUUCCUUGAACCGGUUUUGGCAGGCUUUCAGGUUGCAAUGGGCAAAGAAGCUCGGCGAAAAUGGAGUUUGGUCAAGAAGUAUCGAUGAGGACCUCAGCCUGAUGCGUGCUCAUGAGAGUGGGGAGUACCGUGCAGAAGUCGCAGCUGAAAGAGAUGAUGUUCGCUACCAGGAGUACAAGCGCCGCAUGCAUGAACAGAGCCAGUCUGUCACUCUUGCCGAGAUGCAGACUGUAUGGGGUGACGAAAACCACGCACCAUCACCCCUGCAAACCACCAACAAGACAAGGCGUCAAAAGAAGCCAGAGGCAUCAGGAACAUCGUCUCAACCACCACCUACUGUUUUGGGCCCUCCUUCCAAGCCACCCACUCCGCUCAGUCUUAUUCCCGUCAAGCACGACAAUAUGACGAUCUUCUACCACAUGUUCCCAUCUUGUGGUGAAGAAUCGCAGCGUUCUUUCUCUUGGCAGCAUUUCUUGAGCGCCAUGAUCGACGCUGGCUUCUCUAUCCUGCAAAGCCAAGGCAGUGCCAUCACACUCAAGCAGGACGAGGAAAGAUGUGAGGGUGUCAGAACAAUCGUUGUCCACCGCCCGCAUCCGUCACCCCCCAUCAAUCCCAUCAUGCUGCGUAGCAUUGCCAAGCGCAUGACUAAAUGGUUUGGUUGGAGGCGUGAACUCUUUAUCGAGAGGGGUAAAGAGAGGAAGGAAGUGAAUGUUCAUGAAUCAGAGGCUUGA
Messenger RNA from Aureobasidium musti, 2769 nucleotides. The record is from the annotation of a GenBank genome assembly. Lineage: Eukaryota; Fungi; Ascomycota; Dothideomycetes; Dothideales; Saccotheciaceae.